CCACUUAUGAAAUUACCACAAUCAGUCUUAUUGCUCACCGAGUACUGGGCCUGUAAAAACAUGCUUCGCUUCAGCAUCACAUUCUUGCUGGCAGCGACCUGUCUGCUUGUAAGUCCAGCUGUGGCCAAAGAGAUGGUUAUCACUUGUAAUGUUGACACUGUCCAGCGCCUAAGCUGUGAUAUUGGAGUGAUCAGUGUGCUAGAAGCACUGUAUGGACGUGCAGAUAGUGAGAUCUGCAGUGAGGGAAUACCUCAGGAACAGCUUGUGGAUACAAAUUGUGCUCAAGAAGGCACAGUGAAUGUCCUUAAGAAAAGGUGUGAUGGAAAAAGGGUGUGUGAAGUGAGCAAGGAUAUCUUUGGAACAACUGAUCCCUGUGAAGGCACCUCUAAAUAUCUACAGACCAAAUACACCUGCCUCCCAGCAAUUCACCAGGUGACAUGUGAGCACUCUUUUGCACACCUGCAUUGUGAUGUUGGACAGGUUAUAACUGUCUACGGCGCUGAUUAUGGACGCAGAGACCAGACCACAUGCACUUACAAACAGCCAGCCACUAGGAUCCAAAAUACUGAAUGCUCAAACCCAACCAGCGUUGUUUCUGACAAAUGUGAUGGGAAAAAUAGCUGCGAUAUCAAAGCAAGCAACUCAGUGUUUACAGACCCCUGCCGCGGCACUUACAAGUACCUGGAGGUGGCUUACAUAUGCGAAUGUAAGUAUCCUAAAGGCCAGUUGGAAAUCUCUGGUUCAUCAUCCUGGUCACUGUCCUCUUUCAUCACUGUUACACCUUUAGAAAGAAGACAUUCUAGUUUACAUUCCUCUUUACAUUUUUGCAUAGCUGAAUGGGAGCCAAUUGUGCAAGAUCAAGCCAUUGUUUUGUAUUUAAGGCAAAGACAGAUCCUCACCAGACAGAAGAAACACAGGCUUAUCUGCUCCAGCAUCCAUCAGUCCCGCUGUUCCUCAGGCCGGUCCUCUAACAUCAUGCUCCAUUUCACCACCGCUCUGUUGCUGGCGACAACAUGUUUGGUCAUGACAACAGUUGUUUCCACGGAGAAAGUUGUCACCUGUGGCAAUGGUGGGAAUGUCCAGCGCCUGAGCUGCGACUUUGGAGUGAUCUUUGUUCAGGAAGUGCUGUAUGGACGCGCAGACAAUGAGACCUGCAGUGUGGGAAGACCAUCGAGACAGCUUGCCAAUACAAACUGCGCUCAAGAGGGCGCAGUGGACGUGGUCAAAAGAAGGUGUGAUGGCAAGAAGGAGUGUGAACUAAACAUAAACACUGUCCGUGCCAUAUCAGAUCCCUGCCGCGGCAUUUACAAAUACCUGGAAACCACCUACACCUGCUUCCCAGCAAUUCACUUGUCUGCCUGUGAGGGCUCUGUGGCACACCUCAAGUGUGACGUAGGACAGGUGAUAUUUGUGUAUGGUGCUGACUAUGGACGCCGUGACCAAACCACCUGCUCUUACCAACGGCCUUCCAAUCAGAUUGAAAACGUCACCUGCUCAAGACCCACUGACAAAGUUGCUGAAAGCUGUAAUGGAAGAAACAGCUGCACUGUCAACGUGCUCAACUCAGUAUUUGGCGACCCCUGCCGCGGCACUUACAAGUACCUGGAAGCAGCUUACAUAUGCGAGUAUCCCGUAGAUAAUACAAGCCAGACUCCAGUGCAUGAAUCUACUGAAAUUUGAGUCAUAUCCCAAUACACAUACUUUGAAUGAAAUGCAUUUUGUUCGUUGGCUUAAGAAAUAAAAUAAAAACUACCAGAA
Plectropomus leopardus (leopard coralgrouper) is the source of this 1758-nucleotide messenger RNA. RefSeq names its product rhamnose-binding lectin-like. The record is from RefSeq and is a predicted model, not a curated record. Gene Ontology annotation, molecular function: carbohydrate binding. NCBI's taxonomy places the organism in Eukaryota, Metazoa, Chordata, Actinopteri, Perciformes, Serranidae.